AUGGGUAAGAAAUUCUAUCAUGCGAGUCAUUUCAAACAUACAUUGAAGAAAAGAUCUUAUAACAGGUACAAACGGCUGGAACCGCUGAUAAAGGACGAUUCUCUCAGGAUCCAGUCACAUUUGAAACCUGCAGACCCUACAUUGUUUAAAUACUGGAGGUUUAGGAGGAAUUUGUUCUCGAAGAUCGACAGUAAUGGUAUCUACAUGACUCACGAGCUUUGGUUUAGUGUCACCCCUGAAUCUAUUGCCUCUUUCUUCGCUAAUUUUGUUAGAGCAUGUAUUCCUGAUGCCCAGGUGAUAUUGGAUGUAUUCUGCGGUGGUGGCGGUAAUACUAUUCAAUUUGCAAAGCAAUUUCCAAAAGUUUUUGGGGUGGAUUUUUCAUUGGAACAUCUUUAUUGUACAGCUCAGAAUGCUAAAGUAUAUGAAGUAGACGAUAGAAUUUGGUUGAAGUAUGGCCGUUGGGAAAAAAUAUGUGCUCAGGAAUACUUUCAGGAUAUUAAUGUGGAUUGUAUAUUUGCAUCACCACCUUGGGGUGGUCCAAACUAUUUGAAAAAAGAUGUGUAUGAUUUAGAAACAAAUUUACAACCUAUGGGUAUUACAAAAUUAUUGAAGAGUAUGCUUAAAAUCUCAAAGAAUAUAAUUUUAUUCUUACCCAGAAAUUCAGAUUUAAAUCAAUUGUCUAGUGUCACAAGGAAAUUACUCGGAGAUAAAGCUAAAUGCAAAGUACUAUAUGUUAAAGAAAAUGGGCAUUUGAAAGGAGUUGUAGCAAUAUGGGGUGAUGCUUUGGUCAAUUAUGAAAAUGGAUCUACUAAUAAUACAGAAAAUAAUAAAUCUACAGAUGAUCAAGAUGAAACAGAUCAGAAGGAUAUAAUACCUGCAUCCUUCUACGAUAUGGACGCAUAA
Messenger RNA from Maudiozyma barnettii, 903 nucleotides. RefSeq names its product RNA methyltransferase (gene TGS1). Gene Ontology annotation, molecular function: RNA cap trimethylguanosine synthase activity. Gene Ontology annotation, biological process: 7-methylguanosine RNA capping; 7-methylguanosine cap hypermethylation. Gene Ontology annotation, cellular component: nucleus. Bases 1 to 903 code for a protein of 300 amino acids. The record is from RefSeq and is a predicted model, not a curated record. The transcript has a single exon. NCBI's taxonomy places the organism in Eukaryota, Fungi, Ascomycota, Saccharomycetes, Saccharomycetales, Saccharomycetaceae.